CCUAAUUGUUGUGAUAAACUUAUUAAAUAGAUUUUUUUUAUGAUUCUCUAGAAGCUUUUGUUCUGUAUACUGUCCAGUUUUCAAUGUACAUAAUUGAUGCUUGAAGUUCGACGACAACUUGAUCAUCUGAAAAUACCAUCACUAAUGGAAGAAGGCGAGGUGUCUGAGCUUGUGGCUCAGAUUGUCAGCAUUACAAAUGUGUCCGAAGAUGACGCACUGUUUGCGCUCAACGACAAUAACUUUGAGCUCACUCUUGCGCUGGAUGAGUUGAUGAAACAACUCCCGGACGCCAAAGUUCAACAGAAACAGUCUAGACGGAAGAAAAAGGAAGCUGAUGAAGCGCCUGGAGAUUCACAUCUGAAGGAAUCGGGCAAAAAAGAUGGAGCAAAAGAGGGAAAACUGAAGACCGAAAGAUCACAAAAUCGGCAGAGCAACAACCGAAAGGAAAGAAGUGAUGGCAGAAGUAACCGAAACAAAACGAACAACUCAUCAGAUCCAUCAAAUUCUCAAAAUUCCCAGGUUGUGCAACCAUUAAUGGAAAUUCAAACAGGCAACUGGCAGGAAACAGAGGCCAGAAUGAUGAACGGAGGCGACUCAAGUAAUUUUGAAUCCGGUCAAGACUUUUCUCAGAGGGACCGAUUUCAAUCAAGACGUGGUCGCAGCAGAGGUGGCACUAACAGAGGGGAUUUCAAAACCAAUAAGGGUGAUAACUCAGAUUUUCAAUCCAAUGAGGACGCCGAUGACAGCAACCAGUUCAGUCAACCGUUUGUUGUGGGCACCUUUGAUGCUAAAGCGGUAACCAGUGACGGCGGAAGCAGACAAUUUGACGACAGAACUCGCAAUUUCGACAGAUCAUCUCGGGGUGGUCGCGGAGGAAACAGGUUUGGACGGGGAGGACGUAGUGGCGGUGGACCAGGCGGCAGGGACAGAUACAACAAUCGCGACCGAAAUCACGAACACAGCAACAGAUAUCCGAAUUUAGAUCAAUUGCCGACACCUAUGGAUAACUUCUGGCCAGCGGAGGAAAAGUGGGACGUGAAAAGUGACGGUGACUGGAGAGGUCGCGAGUUCAAGAACACCAAAAUCAAUGAUGUUCCAGACCCGGUUUCAGUACUUGAGGCGAGUCAGCAGACCUCAAUGCAACCUCCGUUCUUUGCGGAUGGAAAUUCGAAUUCAAGUGCAGAGUUUGCUGCAGUGCCAGGUGCUAACUUGUCUUCAAACACAACAGCGAAUCUGACGAAUGGAGAUUUGAAUGCGAUGAUUCAGUCUACAGAGAAGUACGGCGUCUCUGGUUUUGAUCAGAAUGUUAACAGUUCUCUAGCCAAUAAUGGGCAAUCUGAGAACCUGCUUCUGAAGCUGUUCAACCAAGGAGCCAACACAACAGGUCAAUUUGAUAAUGUGUCUGCAAAGACUGAAGACAUUGUCGCCGCCUCUUCGCAGUUUGCCAGCAUGUCUAUUGGCAAUCCAAAUUCACAGAGCAAUUUAUCAAGCAAAGCAACGGAAACAAUUUCGACGGAUGGACCAGAUGUGCCUCCUGGUUUCAACGAAACACUGGAUUCUGAAAAAUUGGAGUUCGGCCAGCCUCCGUCCUCACUUCAACAGAGCACCUACAACAAGAAACAGCACUCGACUAACAUGCCAUCGGCACCCGUCGAGUUACCUUCACCAGUUGCUCAGUUCACGAUCAAAACGUCGGUCAACUUUGGCGAGAUCGAUCCAAACUACAUGCAUAAGAGGACUCAGUUUACUAACUUACCGUCGCAGGGACUGAAUUCGGGCAAAGGUGGUGUACAUCUACCUGGUCAGAAUAAUUUAGAUUACUACGCGUCCGGCAGAUAUUCUUCUCAGAUGGGUGGAGAUGUUGCUUAUGUGGCAUCCAAGCAUCAAACAUCGCUCGGUAGUGAGUUACAACAUUAUGGCAGCAGUACACAGGGCGGUGGAGUUUCAAACAGGAGUGAGAGUUUAAGCAUAUCAGCCAAAGGUGCCCCUGCAGGUUCGAUCUCUUCCCAGGCGGCCAAUGGAGCCUCGCGACUCUCAUCGGCUUAUGCGCCUGCUUCGAGUGGUGUCACAAACGAGCAAUCGAAGUACGGGCAAAGACAUCAGCUAACUCAGCAGGAGCAGUCAGUAUUUUACAAACUGCAACAUCAACAAUCACAACAGCCGCCACAGCAAGUGUCUCAUACAGACUCGAACACAGCAGCCGAUCAGAAGUCGCAUCAAGCAACAGCAAACACUAAUUUGUACACGACGCCAACGAAACAUUCAGUUGAUAGUAGUAAAAGUAACAGUUACUUUGCUUCUUCUGCCGCAGCAGCAUCCCAACCCAAUAAUGCUGCGUAUAGUAGCAAAAUCAUUUCAUCUACGGGUUCCACGGUGCCGACAUCUUCAGCGAGUGCGGCAGGUGGUGCAUCGCAACAACAGGAUGACCAACUCAGAUAUUCAAACCAGAAUUCCAACAAUAUCUUCGGCAGGAGCAAUGUUAACACAGCUUAUCAGACGAGUGGCUAUGGCAAAAGUGGUCAACAUACAGAUGAUUCUACUUCUGCUACGAAGUUGAACUCCUCUAGUCAGAUCCACGCAUCGAUCAACAGCCAAGUGGCUAGUUUCAUGUCAGCUGCGGCCGCAAUGUCCUCUAAUAACUCACAGUCUCAGAUGUCUGGCAGUUCCUCCGGAGCUCCGGCAUCCACAGUAUCUGCAUCGGGAUCUUCUAUGUCAAGUCGAGAUGUUCUCCAGCAUUUACAACAGCAACACCAGCUGCAACAAAUGGCGGCGUCUCCUUUAGGAGGAAUAACGUCCCCGACUGGUUUCCAAAUUGGAUACGUUCCAGGAACUACUUUGGACGCUGCAGGUCAAAACGCAGCGACGGCUGGAUUGCUUCACCAGCAUGUGUCUAGUGCGCAGCAAGUGAGGUACUCAGGACUAGGGGCGAACAGUUCGGCGUCGCAUCCUUACCAAGUCAUCUCCAACAACGUUUCCGUGCAUCCCCCAAACUACAACCAGUUCUUGAACUCUGGCAACACAGCCAUGCGACCCAACUCAAUGGACCACGGUGCUAGCAAUCAUUCCGGACAAGAAGCAUAUUCACUGGGAAUGUCAAGUAAUGCUGCCGCCAAAUUGAGUUCGGGUACGACAGCGUCGAGAAGAAUGGAUGACACUUCUGGACAGGCUAACAACUCACCAAGCAUGAACGUAGGAUCCCAGAACUUAGCUGCACAAGUUGCUAGUGCUAAUCCAGCCAUGUCUCAAUACUUCUACCACGCCCAAUUUGCGGGAGGUGGACAAGGAGCACCCUACUACAGCCCUACGGCGGCAGCUGUUUUCAACGCGCCAGGUUUCAUGCCAGCUCCGUUUGGAAUUGCACAGUUCCAGGCGUUGCAGCAGCAGCAACAGAAUCAGCAAGCGGGUCAGACGGUAUCUUCAAUGACGGGAAGCAACGUAGCAGCAGCCGGUAGUGCGCCUGGACAGCAAGCCUCGACACAAGGGAAGACCCAACAGCAGUCGGGAAACGCGGGUGGAAAUUUGAAUUCUUCGUCGAAUAAUUCGCAGCCGCAACAGACAUACUCAAAUGGACCGACACCAUACCAAGGCAGCUCAUACUUCCAGACCCAACAGCAGCAGACGUCGUCAGACUACAUGAACUCAGCUGCGGCGGCGGCAGGGGAUUACACGAAGUAUGCACAUCAACAGCAGCAGAAUAUGGGGGGUCAGCAGCAGCAUCAGCAGAACUACGCAGCAUCCAGGGCAGCAGGUGGAGGAGCAGCAGCUUCCCAGGGGGGCAUGGGCAAGUCGGCAAUGUAUGCCAACACGAGCUCAGAUUACUCGAGCAUGUAUCACACUAAGGGGCAGGUAGAGAAAAAUUCGGGGGCUGCAGCAGGGAUGGGGAUAGGGCCAGCUGGUCUGGCCUCAAACUCACCCCCGCAAGGUCCAGCCAACACUGGAAACCCUCCGGCGGCGGCCUAUAGUGCUUUUCACUUGGCGGCCACGAACUAUGGACAGGCUGCGAACGCCGCCGCAACUCAACAGCAGUUGUACAGUCAACAGUAUUUCAACGCAGCAGCUGCUCAGAGUCAUAUGAUGCAACACCACCAGAGCGGGGAUCCAAGAGCAUCCGGAGCUGCCGCUUUCAAAAUGGGAGGGCAGGUUAAUCUGGGUGCCAUGGGUAUGCCACAGAAGCACCCAGGAGGUGCGAACAGCCAGCAUGCUUCAGCGGGAGGAUACGCGACGGCUUCGGGCGGGGCAGCUGGAACCGCAUAUCGCAACCAUUGGCAAUGAUGAAGUAUAUCAUAACCAGAAGUUAAAGGAGAUGAAGGUUGUUACCUACACCAGAGAAAAAAGACCGCUCGGAAGUGUUUACCAAAUCAAUUUUGUGCUGGUUAACUGAGGAAAUAACAUAAAACAUCAAACUGAUUGAAUGAAACACAAUUAUCAUAUUUUUUUGCCCGCGUGUAUGAAUUCUGGAUGCUUUUUUGAAUUACUAACUUAGUUAAUUAGUAUGCUAAUUUGUCACGCGCGCUCUCCUAACAAUUUCACACACCGACUACCAUUUAAGCUGCAUCCAAAAAAGGGAGCGGCUAAUGCAGUAAUCUGUAACUGAUAUACCAGCCUGAAGUUUAUUGUAUUCUCUUUUGCAAUUGAAAACAUUUUCCUUUCACACUUUGAUGAGAGGAGCUGAUCAAUUAGGACCCGAUUUAUAUAAACAUGACCAUGUAUUUUCUGUGUGUUUUUUUUUUCAUUGUUUAGUUUAAGAUUGCCAUUGAUUAAACUAGUCUAGUGUUGUACCUUAAUUACAUCCUUAUUAUAAUCUUAGUUCUGUCGCUUUAGUGUAUAAUAAUAAUCAUAAAAUAGAAAUUGUAAGGCCAAUAAUGAACACUCAAUAUGCCAUGAAAAUUUCAGUUCAAGUUUGCGAAUUCUGUUCAAUUUAUUUUUGGAUGUUGAUUUGGAUUUCUACCGAAUAGUUUCCUAUUAAUGCUUCAUUUUGUUGUUUGUUUACAUCUAGAGCCAAUUUCUCAUCUAGUUUCAUUAUAUAGUUCUGUCCCGUACUUGCUGUGUAGGAGCUACCGUGCCUUGCCGAUUAUCCCGCAAAUAAUUGUCGCCCACUAAUCCUCCGCAUAAAUUCCUGUUAAAUGUCUCGUCCUCGCCCUACAGACAACCUUCCCUUCUAAUUCACAAUCUCUCCUUUUAGGAAAGGGCUGGUCGGUCAGGUCACUGUUUUUAGAUUUGACCUCAACUGCCCCUAACUCUUGAUAAUGGAGUUGACCUUGAAAGUUGUACAUACAUACCAGCAGAAUUUGACUUCAAAGUUUAAAAGUGAAGUGAGUUUCGAAUAGAUUUGAUGUCUUUCGUGUGAACGCUUUGUUAUGUUCUUGCUGGCUCCUCGCUUGACCUUGAAAUGACUUUUAUCGUGUUAUACUGGUGAACAAACGUUUGAAUUCAUUUCAUUGUGUUUGUAUCUGUAUUGUGCCGCUGGGAGACAUUAAUGGAAAUUGAUUGUCAGUUGCAGUGGGUAGCGGCACUGUACUCAUCCACCUACAUUUUGAUCUUAUAAUUAUUUUUGAUAUUUUAAUCUGAGAUAAUUUGGGAUAUUUGACUACUGGCCGAAUGAAAUAAUACUUUGUUUCAAAUCAA
This is a messenger RNA of Symsagittifera roscoffensis, 5625 nucleotides long. Its product is annotated as mucin-19-like. The transcript is spliced from 14 exons. The record is from RefSeq and is a predicted model, not a curated record. Bases 97 to 4272 code for a protein of 1391 amino acids. Gene Ontology annotation, molecular function: protein binding. NCBI's taxonomy places the organism in Eukaryota, Metazoa, Xenacoelomorpha, Acoela, Convolutidae.